AUGUUCCUGUCAGCCAUUAUCCUGACUCAGGCUGAUAAUGUACUCGUGAUCGAGUAUGGCGACAAUGUGCAUACGUCCGGUGUUUUCGACCCACCUGAGUCCACCUGGCAGCGUGGUCAAGGAGGCGAUAGUGGCCCGACCUGGACCUUCAACUCGUUGCCAAAUCCCGAAGUCCUAAAUCGGACCGCCUUUGCUAGGGUGGGCCAGUUGCUAGGCCUGGAGUGGUAUUAUACCAAAACCGAUGGCUUAUUUCCACUCCCAGAGGACAUGUCGAAUGAAACGUUCCUCGCCGACACCAUCACUGGAUUUAACGAGAUACCUGCUCGCGGUCCUUACACCCUUGCCCUGGCUAAUAUGGCUCUCUAUUCAUCUCUCGCGGAUAUAACCCCGGGAUAUCAAUCGAUCGUAGCGGAUAUCCGGAAUCAAGUAGCUAAUGAUGUCGCAGCAUCAUACCUCCCGCCAAGCUACCGCGACGAUCCGACAAUGAUAGCUGGCUAUAAGCACCAACUUUUAGCGCUAGCAGAUUUCCUAGAGAACCCCGAGGCACCGAGUCUAGAGGGCCCUUACGUCACAGGCGGUGACACCUUCCUUCCUAUCAUGCUUCACCCACUGAGCCGCGGUACUGUGCGGCUCAACGCUGCUGACAUCCUUGACCAGCCUGAGUUGGACUACCGGUCGAUUUCGAACCCUAUUGACCUUGAUAUCCACCUCGCCCAUACCAAGUACCUCCGCCGGGUUUUCGAGACGCCUACAGUACAAAAGUACGGACCUAUAGUGACCGAGCCCCGAAUCAUGUUCAGUCAGAUGAGGACCUUGUCCAAUGGAUCAAGGAGAAGAUGUUGA
Parascedosporium putredinis is the source of this 843-nucleotide messenger RNA. The record is from the annotation of a GenBank genome assembly. NCBI's taxonomy places the organism in Eukaryota, Fungi, Ascomycota, Sordariomycetes, Microascales, Microascaceae.